Messenger RNA from Linnemannia hyalina, 3591 nucleotides. The record is from the annotation of a GenBank genome assembly. NCBI's taxonomy places the organism in Eukaryota, Fungi, Mortierellomycota, Mortierellomycetes, Mortierellales, Mortierellaceae.
AUGUUUCUGUAUAACCUGACCUUGCAGGCACCCAAUGCCAUCAACCAGGCCAUCCUCGGAAACUUCUCAGGGACCAGACAGCAGGAACUCAUCGUCUCCCAUGUUUCCAGGAUCGAGUUGCUCAGGCCAGAUACCACUACAGGAAAGGUCCACUCGAUCCUCUCCCACGACGUCUUUGGUGUCAUUCGCUCCCUCGUCGCCUUCCGUCUCACCGGUGCCUCCAAAGAUUACAUCGUUAUUGGUUCAGACUCGGGCAGGAUCAUUAUUCUGGAAUAUAAUCCGGCCAAGAACGUGUUUGAGAAGGUUCACCAGGAGACGUUUGGCAAGUCUGGAUGCCGAAGAAUCGUCCCAGGACAAUAUCUUGCCGUUGACCCCAAGGGUCGCGCUGUCAUGAUCGGAUCGAUGGAGAAGCAGAAGCUGGUGUACAUUCUGAACAGAGAUAUCGCAGCAAGGCUCACGAUCGGAUCGCCUCUGGAGGCACACAAAUCUCACACCAUUGUUCAGCACUGCACAGGAGUCGACGUUGGCUUCGAGAACCCUAUUUUCGCAUGCUUGGAAGUCGACUACACAGAGGCUGAUCAGGAUCCUACAGGAGAGGCAUACAAGGAGACAGAAAAGAUGUUGACUUACUACGAGUUGGAUCUCGGUCUCAAUCACGUUGUCAGGAAAUGGAGCGAAGCUGUCGACCGCCGAUCCAACAUGCUUGUUGCAGUCCCUGGAGGCACGGAUGGACCGUCUGGAGUGCUCGUCUGCUCAGAAAACUACAUCACAUAUAAGCAUAUUGGCGCAGCUACACUCACAGUCCCUAUUCCUAGACGCAAGGAUCCAUUGGAGAACAAGGAGCGAGGACUUUUGAUUGUUUCUGGAGUCGUGCAUAAGAUGAAGAACUCUUUCUUCUUAUUGUUGCAGAGCGAGGAGGGCGACUUGUACAAGGUUACUAUUGAUUACACAGGAGAUACUGUCAACGAGAUCAAGAUCAAGUACUUUGACACCGUCUCAGUAGCAGCAGGAUUGUGCAUCUUGAAGAGCGGAUUUCUGUUUGUCGCAAGUGAAUUCGGAAACCACCAAUUCUAUCAAUUCGGAAAGUUGGGCGACGACGACGACACUCCCGAGUACUCGAGUAAUGACUUUAUUACAAAGGAUGAUGGAACUCUGGAUACCACAGUUUACUUCAAGCCAAGACCGCUGGAGAACUUGUUGCUUGUGGAUGAACUCGCCAGCAUGUCGCCAUUGACCGAUGCCAAGGUUCUCAAUCUCACGGAUGAGGACACCCCUCAGAUCUAUGCGUUGUGCGGACGUGGGCCACGGUCGACUAUGAGGAUAUUGCGACAUGGUCUGGAAGUGACCGAGAUGGCUGUUUCACCACUGCCAGCCAACCCCACAGCUGUCUGGACAACACGUUUGACUUCCGACGAUCUCUAUGAUCAAUACAUUAUCGUCUCAUUCUCCAACGCAACUCUGGUUCUGUCGAUUGGCGAGACUGUGGAGGAAGUCACGGACACCGGAUUCUUGGCAACAACACCCACCAUCGCAGUGCAGCAGCUUGGUCAGGAUGCCUUGCUUCAAGUUUACCCCCAGGGUAUCCGUCAUAUUCGCGCCAACAGACAGGUGACGGAGUGGCGCGCACCAGGAGGCCGACAGAUCGUGAGAGCCGCCACCAACAGCCAACAAGUCGUGAUCGCUUUGACAGGAGGAGAACUUGUGUAUUUCGAGGUCGAUGAAAGCGGUAACUUGAGUGAGUCGAACGUGCGAAGGGAGAUGUCUGGCAAUGUCACCUGUUUGAGUAUCCAGCCUUUGCCUGUCGGAAGGAGACGCGUUCGCUUCUUGGCUGUUGGAUGUGAUGACAACACUGUCCGUAUUCUCAGCUUGGAUGCUUCCAGCACCCUUGAGCCCCUCAGUAUGCAGGCCCUCUCGGCCAUUCCAGAGUCAUUGGUGAUGAUCGACAUGCCCGAUCAGAUUACCGCAGGAUCCUUGACGACACUUUACCUAAACAUUGGUUUGCAGAACGGAGUGUUGCUGCGCACUGUGUUGGAGCAAAACACUGGACAACUUUCAGACACCCGUACCCGAUUCUUGGGUGCGCGGUCUGUCAAGCUUUUCGAGCUCAACAUGGCAGGAAACCCAGCAGUGUUGGCUUUGUCCAGCAGGCCUUGGCUCAGCUACCAGAUGCAAUCAAGGAUCCACCUCAACCCACUGUCAUAUGAGGCUUUGGAGUUUGCCGCCAGUUUCACUUCAGAGCAGUGCCCAGAGGGUGUUGUAGCGAUUGCAGGAAACGCUCUCAAGAUUUUCACCAUCGAAAAGUUUGGUCAGGUCUUUAACGAGACACCCAUCCCAUUGACCUACACGCCACGCCGAUUUGUCGUCAACCCUGUGCACAAGUCGAUUGCCAUCAUUGAGUCAGACCACCAGACAUACUCGACCUUGGAGAAGAAGAAGAAGCUGAAGGAGCUUGGAUUUGAGACCGAGGAAGAGGAGGAGGAACUGGACCCAGUCGUUUUCGGGCACUCUCGGUCGACGCCCGGCAAGUGGGCUUCUCUCAUCAGGAUCAUCAACCCUGCCACCGCCGAGACGACUUUUACCCUGGAGUUGGAGCAGAACGAGGCCGCAUUCAGCGUUGCCAUCCUGAACUUCGCCGUUGAGGCAGGUGAUAUGUUCUUGGCUGUCGGUACCGCAGCUGAUGUGACUCUGGCCCCCAAGUCUCUCUCAUCAGGGUUCAUCCAUAUCUACAAGUUUGUCAAUGACGGCAUGGGUCUGGAGCUGGUGCACAAGACACCUGUUGACGAGGUGCCUCACGCACUUUUGCAUUUCCAGGGUCGCCUUUUGGCAGGAGUGGGCAAGACGCUUCGCAUCUACGACCUUGGCAAGCGCAAGCUGCUCCGGAAAUGUGAGAACCGCUCGCUUCCCAACUGUAUCGUCACGCUGCACAACCAAGGUGGCCGUAUUGUAAUCGGUGACGUCCAGGAGUCGGUCCACUAUGUUUCAUACGUUGCGGCCGACAACAAGCUUGUCGUCUUUGCAGAUGACAAGGCACCCCGAUGGAUCUCUUGCUCGGCCAUGAUAGACUACGACACUGUUGCGGCUGGAGACAAGUUUGGCAACUUCUUUGUCAGCCGGUUACCCCAGAAGCUCAGUCAGGAGAUUGACGAGGACGAGGCUGGUUCCAAGUCGGUCGGCAAGGGCUACUUGCAUGGUGCUGCCCACAAGCUUGACCUGAUGGCACAUUACCACGUCGGAGAUAUCUUGACGUCGUUGGCCAAGACGACCUUUGUUGCAGGUGGACGUGAGAUGAUUCUGUACACAUCGUUCAUGGGAGGCAUUGGUAUCUUUAUCCCCUUCCAGACCAAGGAGGACAUUGAUUUUUUCCAGACCUUGGAGAUGCAUAUGCGCAAUGAGAUGCCUCCCUUGGCUGGACGUGACCAUCUGAGCUACCGUGGCUACCAUGUUCCGGUCAAGGGCACGGUGGAUGGUGAUAUGUGCGAGCAGUACAACUUGCUGUCGGGCGACAAGAAGCGCCAGAUCGCUGAAGAGUUGGACCGGACACCUGCCGAGAUUCAGAAGAAGAUCGAGGAUAUGCGUAUUCGUGCCAUCUAG